AAAGCAAGAUGAUCUGAAGUAUGGUUUCCAGUGAAUUCUACCAUGGGUGAUUUCAGAAUACCCCUGGGAAUGGGAGGUAUGUUACACCUCCAGUUUCCUCUAGUGUGCUCUGACUUCCUGUUUUGAAGCACAUCGCCUAUUUUUGUAGGAUUUCUUUUUCCUUUUCAAGAUCACACAUGAUGACUGACCUGAUAAUUUGUAACCUGAAUUGGGCAGAAUGAUCAUGUUGGACUUUGUCAGGAAAGAGCUGAAGAUCGUGUAAGGAUCUGCCUGCCUGCCACACCAGUGUUUAUAAUGCAGUCUGGAAACAGGAGGGCAGUAGGUGAAACAUAUGUUCCAGGAUCCUGAUUCUCAGCAGUCCCAAUGUUACAUGAUUCCUAUAUACUACUCUAAGACUUAUUCAAAUGGAUUUCCAACAACUGAGAGAGAAGAAUGCAGUACUUAUGAGUAUCCUUUGAAGAUUGGUCAGACUGGUUUGGCCUGGGCCAUGUCUUCUCCUGUUAACAUAGCAAGAUAUGGAGUACAGCCCGCAUCCACUGUCAGUUCUAUUCAACAGAGACGUGAAAUGAUGGUGAGGACCUGUCUCAGACUUCACUUGUUCAAAACACAGGCUCUGACUUUCUCCCACAGAACUGACUUUUCCUACAGAUGUCCUUCUCUACUUCAAUCACUGGAAACACCAUUGGCCCCUUGGUCUAAGGAUUCCUUUCUUGGAAAUUUCUUACUUGCCAUGUGCAAACCCUCGGCUAAUCUUCAGACACAACCUCAAAGAUACAGCAGAACCACACUACCCCUCUCUCAUCUCUUCUCUCGUGACCAUGCUUGUCUUUAUCUGAGUUAUAUAGCAAUAGCUUCCUAUCUUAUCAAAGUCAAAGCAAAUAUCCUCCCCAGUGGUCUAAGCCUCUCUUCUGCCCUUCUCCCUGCCACAUAUAACAUCCGUGUCUGCAAUGGUAUACCCUGCCUCCACCCUUUUCAUUCCAGCUCCACGGAUCUCUGCUUGCCUGAGAUUGCCUGCCUCCAUCUCAACCUGUAAUACUCUUCUCUCGGAAACCAUAUGUUCAGCUUUUGUAUUUUCCCAUAUCUGCUCAACAAAUGCCUGUUGAACUCAUGGCCUUGCUCUCUUUGCUCGGCUUUUUUGCUCAAGGCUGGUAUCCUAUGUCUUGAAUGAUUCCUCCAU
Messenger RNA from Perognathus longimembris pacificus (Pacific pocket mouse), 1177 nucleotides. RefSeq lists its product as uncharacterized. The transcript has 2 exons. The coding region runs from base 332 to 1033 and encodes 233 amino acids. NCBI's taxonomy places the organism in Eukaryota, Metazoa, Chordata, Mammalia, Rodentia, Heteromyidae. The record is from RefSeq and is a predicted model, not a curated record.